UGAUUCCAAAUAAAGCCGCGCAUGCUGGUGGUCUUGGACGGCAAUCUUGACCCUUCAUUCAUUCAUCUCAUUGUCCGUUAUCAUUAUGCGGACUUCACUAUUUAAGCUUGCGAGCCCCCUUGUGCUGCUGGGGGCAGAAGUGGGUGCCUUGCAGAUCCCUCUCAUCCAAUGGGAGCGAUUCUCUGGGUCCCAAGCUCCCUUGGCUGACAAGGAGCUGGUCAGUUCCUCCGCAUUCCAGGCAAAGGUUCAUGCCGAGAACUUGUUCGAGAGAGCCAAAGAUCUGUACAAGAUUGCGGAGCUGGGAGAGAGCGAAUACGGUCAUCCCACUCGAGUCAUCGGAAGUAAAGGACAUCUUGGGACCAUUGACUAUAUCUAUUCGACGCUGAUCAACUUGGGUGACUACUAUACCAUCACGAACCAGUCGUUUCCUGCUGUGGCGGGUGAUGUUUUUGAGUCGCGCCUUGUGCUUGGCCAUGAAGUACCCAAAUCGGCACAGCCAAUGGGACUGACACCUCCGACUAAACACAAGCAGCCCGUGUACGGGUCAGUGGUAGCUGUGUCUAACUUUGGUUGCGACGCAUCGGAUUACCCGUCUAAUCUAGAGGGCGCUGUCGCUUUCAUUAGCCGGGGUGACUGUCCGUUUGGCACCAAGUCAGAACUGGCCGGCAAAGCCGGCGCGAUCGCGGCGGUUGUAUAUAACAACGAAAAGGGUUCCGUCAGUGGCACGCUGGGAACACCGACUCCCGACCAUGUGGCUACAUUUGGUAUAUCCGAUUCCGAUGCAGCCCCGAUUCUGAAACAACUCGGAAAGGGUGAAAAGGUCGACGCUAUUGCCUACAUGGACGCGGUGGUCGAGAGGAUCCUCACCACGAACAUCAUUGCCCAAACCACGGAAGGCGAUCCCGAUAACUGCGUGAUGCUUGGUGGUCAUAGUGACAGCGUGGCGGAAGGUCCCGGCAUCAACGACGAUGGCUCUGGUAGCCUUUCUCUUUUGGAGCUCGCCACGCUUCUGACCAACUUCCGAGUGAACAACUGCGUGCGCUUUGCAUGGUGGGCUGGGGAGGAAGAAGGCCUGCUGGGUUCCGACUAUUACGUCUCAGUUCUCUCAGCUGAGGAGAACCAAAAGAUCCGGCUUUUCAUGGAUUAUGACAUGCUCGGCUCGCCAAAUUUCGCAUACCAGGUCUACAAUGCUACCAAUGCGGUCAACCCUGUUGGCUCGGAGGAGCUGCGCGAUCUCUACACCGACUUCUACGAGGCACAUGGGUUUAAUUACACAUACAUUCCAUUUGACGGACGUAGCGAUUACGAUGCGUUUAUCAGACAUGGUAUCCCUGGCGGCGGUAUUGCAACUGGCGCCGAGGGAGUCAAGACGCCAGAGGAAGAAAAGAUGUUCGGUGGCCACGCUGGAGAGUGGUACGACCCAUGCUAUCACCAGCUAUGCGACAACAUCGGAAACGUAAAUCUGACCGCAUGGGAGUUGAACACAAAGCUUGUGGCGCACUCGGUCGCGACCUACGCUCAGUCCUUUGACGGAUUCCCGGAACGCAUCGAGACGACAGCCAACGCACUCUUCGAUGCGACACCGAUGAAAUACCACGGUCCUUCCCUUGUAAAGUAAUCAACAGUGAUGGGAUCUCCCCCUGCUCGAUGACCAGUGGGUCCAAGUUGUGCAAGGAUCUGUGGAUAAGGUGAGG
Aspergillus candidus is the source of this 1694-nucleotide messenger RNA. RefSeq names its product Zn-dependent exopeptidase. Gene Ontology annotation, biological process: proteolysis. The record is from RefSeq and is a predicted model, not a curated record. Gene Ontology annotation, molecular function: metalloexopeptidase activity. Lineage: Eukaryota; Fungi; Ascomycota; Eurotiomycetes; Eurotiales; Aspergillaceae. The coding region runs from base 86 to 1618 and encodes 510 amino acids. The transcript has 3 exons.